UAAGAAAACACUAAUAAGCAUAUCGGCUGCCUUCACAUUAGUCGCUAUUACAUGUAGAGGUAAGCAUUGUGUGAGAACAAAUUAGAUAUGAUCUAUUGGGAAUCGAUUGGUCGUUAUUGUUAUGCAUCGAUGCCUAGUUACAUUCGUGACAAAUAGAAUUCUCCGUGGACUUUCUUGUUUUUAUGUUUGUUGUUAUCCUCUGACGUAUCAACAGAAGCAGAACAUAGAUAAAUGGUCAUUUGACUAAUUACUCACACUUUUGAUUAUCCAAACCACUAGUACUCGUUUUGCCUUUACCUGCUCAAGUAGAAAUCUUAGGCUCUUCUAGAAACAUUUCCCUUCGGUGAUUGCAUUUUUGCUGUUAAUGUCACUUUAGUUCGAGGAGUCAUUCCUAUUGAAAACAAGAAGACAUGGAGCAUAUGGAUAUAAUUUGAAUAUAAUCUGGCAUCUAUAUAGAGAAAAUGCACGGCCACGUUCAUCUGUGUCUUCGUGAGAUGGUUUUAAAGAAGUAUGGAGAAGAAGUCUGGCAGGCUGUUCUUAAAGAGGCCUCCCUUGACGAUGACAACGAUUUCAUGUUGUUCCAUUACUACGACGAUAAAAGAACGAUUAGCCUGGUUGUCGCCAUUUCAAAUAACACAGGGUUAGACGUAAGUGGUGUGUUGGAGUCAUAUGGACACUACUUCUACUUUUACUCAACAAGUUGUGGAUACGACCGGAUGUUGCGCACUCUUGGGAAAGAUUUUCAUACAUUUGUGCAGAAUUUGGAUCUUCUACACUCCCUUUUGGCCUUAACCUACAAAGGCAUGAGACCUCCUCACUUCCGAUGUGAAAAAAAAGAUGGGAAGUUGUUUGUACACGUGUUUACCGUACGACCGGGAAUGUAUCCGGCGGCCAUUGGAAUGUUAACUGAAGUUGCACUGCAAAUUUUCGGAACUCGAAUCAGCAUGACAGUUGUUACAAGGAAAACGGGGGAGAUAUUUAAACAAAAAUAUUGUGAACAUGUAAUCACUGAAGUUAAGGUUCUUGAGGAACAAAAGAUUGCAGCUUUUACUGGAGAGGACCAACUCAUGAAAAAUCACGUAGAAAGCAAACUUCAGCAACUCGCGCAUGCGCGUGAAAACAACGUGGUGGCGGUUCCCGAAAUCAGUUUAAAUACAGCUUUACCGUUUAGUGUCGUUUUUGACAAAAACAUGUUCAUUCAAAGUGCGGGCUUGCACUUGAAAACCCUUUGUAAUGAAAUUCAAGAAGAAGGAGCAAAAAUAAAUGACAUCUUUGAGAUUAAAGAACCUGAGAUGAAGUUUGAAUAUGACGCUAUCAUGAGUUGUAACAGUUCAUACAUGUAUUUUUUCUUGCAACCAAAAGUAAAGACUCUCAAUGGAUCUCCCCCGAAAUCAGACUGUCCUGUUCUACGGGGUCACAUGGUUCCUUUGGAGGAGAAGGAGGAGAUAAUGUUUAUAGGCACGCCUCAUUUUGACAGCCUAGGGGAUCUGAUCUCCUCCACGACGUACCUCACAAACAUUCCUCAAGACAACAUGACCAUGGAAAUCAUGUUCAUGAACGAACAAAGACGAGCGGAUGUUGAGAUGAGUAAGAAGUUGGACCAAACCACAGCUGACAUGAAGAAACUAGCGGCGGCUCUUGACCAGGAGAAGAAGAAGACAGACAUGUUGCUGUAUCAGAUGCUUCCGGUGAAAGUAGCCAAUCAGCUAAGAGAGGGUCGGACGGUGGAAGCAGGUAAUACUAAGAAACACGGAAAUGUGACCAUCCUUUUUAGCGAUAUAGUUACGUUCACAAACAUGGCAGCACUGUGCCAUCCUAUGGACAUAGUCAAACUUCUGAAUGAUUUGUUUCAACGGUUUGAUCAGCUCACAACAAAACACGACAUUUAUAAAGUGGAAACAAUUGGUGAUGCCUACAUGGUUGUAUCAGGAGUUCCGGAAGCCAGAGAUGACCAUGCCAUCAGGAUGUCAAAUAUGGGCCUCGAUAUGAUUCAGGAUACAAAUCACGUGAUCAAUCCUGUAUCACAGAAAUGUAUUCAAAUCCGAGUGGGCAUCCAUACUGGGCCGGUGGUGUCGGGUGUGGUGGGCACAAAGAUGCCCAGAUACUGUCUCUUUGGUGACACCGUAAACACAGCUUCGCGCAUGGAAAGUCAUGGACUUCCGGGUCGGGUUCAUAUCAGUGAUACUACAUACAAUCAAAUUCGAAACGUGGGUUAUAUUCUUGAGAGAAGAGGUGGUGUAGAUAUAAAGGGGAAAGGAAUUAUGGACACAUACUUUCUGAAUGGAGUAUCGGACGAUUUUAAUCCGAGCCGGAUAACUAAUAAUUCGGAUAUCAUCAAGACGUCCACUGAGCCGAAACAGUUAGAGGAGAAGUCCCCGGCUGCAACAGUAGCACCGACUGUUACAGAGCCCAAAUCUUCCUCUUUUUGCUCUGUAAUGUGACGCACCUGUUAAUCUGUAAUAUGCUGUUAUCUUAUACAUGCAUACUAGUUUAUUAAGUCAAUGUUUUAUGUCAGCAAAACCCCUACCCGACAUUCAUCCACAUGUAUGUGGAUGAAUCUUGGAAAGAAAUAUUGUGUAGAUAAAUUAUGACAGAAGUUAAGUAUAGUAGAAUAAAUUGACCUGAAUUCACAGGUACUGAUGAGUGUGCAGAACAUGUAAAUUUUAAAUCGAUACAUACAUUUUCGAAUUUCGAUUUUUGAACGGCAAGAUUACAUGUACAAUAUAAGAUCAUUUUCAUCCAAAAGUUAUUAUGAGAGUCAUAACUGUCUUAUAUUGCAUAUCUGUAUGAAUUAUUAUCAUAACAUCAUGCAAAAUGUUUAAUGAAUUGAAUUUAACAUAUUUUAUUGAUUAAAUCAUAAGGAUUAGACACAAGUUCUAAAUAACUUAGGUAUUCUUCUCCUUAUAAUGAAAAUUUUUGAAUAUUGCCAGUAAUAACGUUAUAUAUGAAUAAACAGUCUGCUACAUAUAUAAUAACAUUUUUUAAUUUAGACAUUUUUUGAGAAGCGACCACAUUAACUCAAAAAAAUUUAAAAAGCAACCCCACAUAAUAAAAUCUAAAAAACAUUACACAUCGAGUGCAUUAUACUGUGUUGAAAUUCAGAAAAUAAACUUAAUACAUCAAAACAAAAUACUUUAUUUUCUUACAUGUACCAGAAAGUUAGGAUCCAUUUUCAAAUAUAUUCUAUAAAUCUUCAAAAUUAGCUUAAAUUUGCUUAUCAUUUGUUGAUUUAUAUAAUAAUCUCCUUAAAUACAUGUAAAGUUUACAGCAGAACAAGGUUUCCAGCCUUCCGUCUUUCAUUCAUACAACUUUGAUUGGUUUUAUUCUUCCUCUUUGUUGUUUAAAUUAAAAAAUUAAAAAAAAAACCCAACCGUUUUGUUACUUUGUUUAUCAUUUGGUAUCAAUUUCCCCAUGAACCCUGUUUUUUUUAAGCUAAAUAAAAAUGUUAUUUGUAAAAGUUAUUCAUUCUUUUGCUUGGAU
Molecule: messenger RNA, 3480 nt
Organism: Magallana angulata
Lineage: Eukaryota; Metazoa; Mollusca; Bivalvia; Ostreida; Ostreidae
Product: soluble guanylate cyclase gcy-35-like
Exons: 14
Coding region: 462-2441 (659 amino acids)
Biological process (GO): cGMP biosynthetic process; response to oxygen levels
Cellular component (GO): guanylate cyclase complex, soluble
Molecular function (GO): guanylate cyclase activity; heme binding
Source: RefSeq, a predicted model, not a curated record